Molecule: messenger RNA, 2917 nt
Organism: Leptonychotes weddellii (Weddell seal)
Lineage: Eukaryota; Metazoa; Chordata; Mammalia; Carnivora; Phocidae
Source: RefSeq, a predicted model, not a curated record
CUACCAGAGGCACUGCCCAAUAAAUUUAGAUUAUAAUGCCCCUCCUUUUCUCUCCCUUUUCUUCACCUUACAGUUUUACCAAGAUGUAAAGGACUGGUGGCUCUUCGGGUUCUAUUUCUGCAUGCCCUUGGUGUGCACUGCGAUCUUCUACACCCUUAUGACCUGUGAGAUGUUAAACAGAAGGAACGGCAGCUUGAGAAUUGCCCUCAGUGAGCACCUUAAACAGCGUCGAGAAGUGGCAAAAACAGUUUUCUGCUUGGUUGUCAUUUUUGCUCUUUGCUGGUUCCCUCUUCACUUGAGCCGUAUUUUGAAGAAAACCGUGUACGAUGAGAUGGACAAGAACCGAUGUGAAUUACUUAGUUUCUUGCUGCUCAUGGAUUACAUCGGCAUUAACUUGGCAACCAUGAAUUCCUGUAUAAACCCCAUAGCUCUAUACUUUGUGAGCAAGAAAUUUAAGAAUUGUUUCCAGUCUUGCCUCUGCUGUUGCUGUUACCAGUCCAAAAGUCUGAUGACCUCAGUCCCCAUGAAUGGAACAAGCAUACAAUGGAAGAACCAUGAACAAAACAACCACAACACAGAGAGGAGCAGCCAUAAGGACAGUAUUAACUAAACAUCUUAAGAGAUAUUAAUCAAUAAUCCUUCAAAUUCUAUUGGAGAAAAAAAAAAUCACACAGCAACUGUGUUUCCAGAAAUCUUUUCUCCAAUCCUUCUCCUGUGACUCAGCCCCAAACCCAGAAAAAUGCUUUCCAAAACAUCAGAGGGUAGACUGGUUAUGGUAACAAAUUCAAUGAAUCUUAAUUCUUUAAUUUAUCUAAUUUACAUAUUCUGCAUGUUAUAUUCCGCACCAAAAAAUGGUGGGAGUUGGCAGGGGGAAAGGAGACUGUUCGACUAAAUCAGAGGGAUAUUUACUACUUUUGCAUGAAAAUAGAGUCUUUGAGUACAUAACAGCUUCCCUGGCAGUUCUGUGGAAUGUCCAGUGAGAACUGGUUACCAUGAAAAUUUAGCGAUUAUGACAAGAUUUUCUAUUUUUUUGAAUUGGCCAGACACAGUAAGGUGAGCAAUCAGGUUAAUGUUUUUCAUGUCACUUUUUUAUUUUUAAAACAUCAAUUCUUAAGCUGCAGCAGAUAUAGGCACUUAAAGCCCAGACUGAUAUCCACAUGUGGCAGUGUAAUAGCUGCUAUUCACAGAAUUUUUAAGAACCUAUAUUUUCUUUUGUAAUGGUGUUUCAUUACAGGAGAUCUGGAGCAUAUUUUUAUGUUAAAUUUUAAAAUAAUGCUUGAAUCAAAUAGUUCUGUUUUUCACAAGCCCAAUCUUUUUUACUGUAGAUAAAUUUAUGUAAAAUCAGUAUCAUGUACCAAAAUUUAAAUGUGUGAAGCCGGCGUUGGUGGUAUAGUGGUGAGCAUAGCUGCCUUCCAAAAUUUAAAUGUGUGUAUCAUUCAACCAUACCUAAGACUUUCAGUGGAAUGUAUUGAUGUCUAAAGCACAACUAGUAGAAAGAGACUGAAUGUUUUUAGAAGACUUGGAAAUUUUCAUUGAGGGGUUGUUUUUUUUGGUAAUAGUAACAUGUAUGUGUGUAUUUGGUAAUAGCAACCUGUAUGUGUACAUGUAUACAUACAUGUACACAUACAUAUAUGUUUUACAUAUCACCUCAUAGUCUCUUGAUUUCUCUAAAAAUGUUAACUGUCAAUAAGACUUUUUUGGUCAUUCCCUUUUCCAUAUAAGAAACCAUUUCAAAGUGGCCAGCUGAGUUUAUCAUGUCAGUGAAAUAUAAUUACCCCCAUAUGCCACCAUGAACUUACAGUUCUUCACUUCUCUGGGUUUCCAGUACGAAUCUAAUCACCUCCCCCACCCCUACUUCUCACAUGGUCACCAUUUCAAAGGGCCCACAGUGACUUUUGCUGGGCAUGUUCCAAGAUGUUUACAGACUGUGAGUACAGCAGAAAAUCUUUUACUGUGUGUAUAUAAAUAUAUAUAAACAACUGUACAUUUCUUUUAGCCAAUUUUUCUGUGAUUGUCUUUAUGGAAUGUACUUGUGUGUGUGAUAUAUGCAUGUGUGUGAUGGUAUGUAUGAAUUUAAUGUAAUCUAAUAAUACUGCCCUGCAGUCGUACCACAGGACACACUCUGAGUGGAAUCUAAGCGGUUGCUCAUCAUGACCACUGGCCUUAGUCAGUUUUAAUCUAUCUGUGUUCAUAAUUCUUGUGAACAUGUCACCAUUACAAAUGGAAUAUGGGAGGCAGCAUGAAUGGGGAUGAAUCAUGGGUUAACAGUAGUGUUUGUUUAGCUGGUUGGUGGGUUGGUUUGAUAAAACAGCAUUUGAGAUUGUACUUUUUCCUGUGCUACAGCAAAAGUCAUUAAAUAUUGAAGUAUUAUAUUGUCCUGGUUCCUCAACUCAGUAUGCUGAUGAAACUGACAAGAGGUCUGAUGUUUCCCAUCAGACUUCACCAGAUUGCUGAUGAUAAAUUAACUAAGCUGACUUGUUGGGCUAUAUUUUAGCAUAGUCAUGUAUAAAAUGAUAUCAGGUUCCAGUUGAUCCAAUCACAGGGCUCCUUUACGUGUUAGCAGUCGAAUUCCAUAACUUACUGGUACAUCACAUGCAGUGAUAUAUACCUAUAAUAUAAGCCAUAGUUCACAGCAUUUUGUGUAGACGAUUGUCUUCUUUUUUAAGAUGUUUUCUCUCUUGCAUAUGAAAAAAUACAUUUCAUAAGUUCAGAAGGUCAUAGAUUUCUGAAUAACACACAGGCUUCAAUGAGCAUUUUGUUUAUGGACCAGUAAGUAGCCAUGGUUUACUAGAAGGAAUAUUUCCAAUUUCUACCUUUAUCACACCUUUCCAAGUAAAUCUGUGGAAAUGAGCCAGAAGCCAAGGCCCCUGCAUUGGCAGUGGCCCAUAAGUAUAAAAUAAAAGUUUACAGAAGCCUU